UGCGUGCGUGCGUGCGUGCGUAGGCUGCGUGUGAUUGUGUCUGUUGUCCUGCAGAAGUGGUACAGCCCACGCGGGUCGGUCGCUAUGGAGAGCAGCUCCCCAGGAGCGCGAGCCAGCCAGACAGAGCAGCGACGAGCGAGGAGCGACGAGGACGGACCAGAGAGUGCCACAGCGCGCACACACACACACACACACAGGAAUCAUGGAGAAGAGGACUUUGCCAUCUAACGGACUGCGACUGUUAACAUCACUUCUCACCUUUUACGGACUUUCCUUGCAGAGGACUCCGGCAGAUGCAAUGCAAACACAGGGUAACACAAGCACUGCAGGUGUGAGCAGUAACCAGGUGGUUGUGCCCGAGAAAGUGAAUGCAGUGCUGGGGAAGAACAUCACACUGAGCUGCAGAAUAGAGGUGGGCUCCAACCUCACACAGAGCUCCUGGGAGCGUCGUCUCCCUUCAGGCACCAUUACCUUGGCAGUGUUCAACCCCGAGUUUGGAAUCUCUAUCUCUCCAGAAUACACCAAGCGCAUCUCAUUUGUUUCCCCCUCUGUACGAGAUGCUUCCAUUACCAUUGAAGGAGCUGGCUUUGCAGAUGUCGGGUCCUACACCUGCAAAGUGGUAACAUUUCCUCUGGGCAAUACACAAGCAUCAACCUACGUUAAUGUAUUAGUGGAGCCAAAGGUGUAUGUGUCCGCCGGCCCCACAGCUCUGCUGGAUGGUGGCAACGAGUCGCUGGUGGCCACCUGCAUAGCAGAACGUGGCCGUCCCGCUGCUGAAGUAUUCUGGGAGACGGAGCUUUAUGGACGAAGUGAGAAACAAAGUCAGGAUGAGCCCAACGGCACCACCAGUGUACAUGUGCGCUACAUGUGGCCACCGCAGAGCUACGCGCAGGGGAAGACGCUCACCUGUGUGGUGCGCCACCCGGCCCUGCAAACAGAGUUCCGCAUACCCUUCAUACUAAAUGUUCAAUUUGCUCCAAUGGUAUCGAUAAUAGGAGUUGACAAAAAUUGGUAUGUGGGUCAAGAGAAUGUGAAGUUCACCUGUGGAGCCAAAGCCAACCCACCUGCCCGUGACUUCACAUGGACCAGGUUGGAUAGAUUGAUGCCUGAUGGUGUUGAGAAAUCAAACAAUAGCUUUGCUUUCACUCGCCCGUUGGAGCGCAAUGACUCUGGAGUGUACCGCUGUAUAGUGAUAAACGACAUCGGUCUCCGCAGUCAAGAUGUAAACCUCUGGGUACAAGAUCCUCCCCCCACCACGGCCGCCCCCAGCACCACUGCAUCGCUCCUCCGCGACACCUCUGGAUCCGGCACCGCCGCGGACCAACGCAUAGCCUUGUUUACCUCUCCGACCCUGGCAUCCCUACCCGACGGCAGCCUGGGCACUAUUGUCGGCGGGGCCGUAGGCGGCGUUUUAUUCCUGAUUCUCUUGCUGAUCCUCGGCGGGGCGUGCUUCAUGCGACAGCGCAGGACCUUCCGAGGAGACUACUACACCAAACAGUACCUGGGACCCUCGGACAUGCAGAAGGAGUCCCAGCUGGACGUGCUGCAGCCGCACGAGCUGCAGGAGGUCUACGGGGACAAGACGAGCAAAGGCAGCCAGGAGCUGAAACCCAAAUUGGGCGGAGACAUCAUUUACCCCGACUACAUCCCCGACCACAAGGAUAGGGACGACUGGGCUGACAGGGGGGAGGUCCACAGGGGCCUCAAGGAGGGAAACUACUACCCAGAUCACUACAACACCCAGAACAUGCACCCCUGCGGGCCUCCUGUGCACAGCACCAUAGUGGCCAACGGCUCCCCCUACCUCCCGGAGGACUGCUAUGACAAUGGUACAGACAGCGACUACGUGUCCCACAUGGACGGAUCUGUGAUCUCACGCAGGGAGUGGUAUGUUUGAGGAGAAGAGCCAAGGGAAGAAAAAAACAGACGAAAUUCAAACGACUGAGAAUGAUUUAACAAGUGACAGAUAUGAAUAUCGUUAAAAGGUGUUAUUUCAGUUAAAGGAUGAAUACAAUUUCUCAGCUCAGUUACACAACGAGCUCUUUGAACAAUACUGCUCUGCCUUGAUUGUAACCACUUAACCUUAAGGACAUGUAUGUGGAUUGUAUUACACUUUUGUAUCUUUUCAAGGAGCUACAAAUACGUUGGAACGCCUCAGUGAUAUUAUCUGUGGCUGGUAUUAUCAGGCUUAAGAGGCUUUGGCAUACAGUGAAGUUUGGACGGAUGUGAAUGAGGUUUUGUAUUCUGCUUGUUUGUGUCUUUAACAUAGGUCAGGUGUUCAGACCCUUGUUAGUGAAGUAUUUAUAUCCCUGACCGACUGAGCUCUGCUCUCAUAAAACCUUCCAACUUCUGUGGCAUUUUUCAAAAUGGUCUCUUGAUUGCUUACGGCGUUUUCAUACUGUUGAAAUGUUUAUCAUGGCUGCAACCAGUAUUUAAAGCAAAUUAUAUUGCAUGUGUUGUUUAAAGACAAGAUGUAUCAUCAAGUAAAAGGGAAGGUUUGUCAGUCACGUGAUUAAAAGGGAGAAUUACACUGACCAACAAACUGAUUGAUGCUAGUACAUUACAAAGAAAAACCUCUUGUAAACCUCUGCUUAGUUCUCCAGUGGCUUUCUCAAACUCGGUGUAUCUUCAGUCAAUUAUUCAGCCUGUCAGCUGACAGAGAGAGGCCACCCCCUGUGGAAGUACUUUUACUUUUAGCUUCAGUUCAGCUUAUUUAUUUUACAAAUAUCUCUCCCCUGGUUACCGUAGUGACAGCACGUGUGGUUAAAUACUGCAGCAAACACUCGUUGAGCAGCUGCUUUUACAAGAGGAGCAACUGGUGAAUCUAGUUAAAACAAAUUAAAAAUAGUCCGCCAACAAAACAAGUGCAGAAAAUUACAGUUGUCAUGCUUUGUAGGCGCAUUUGUGAUGAACGAUUGUGUUCAGUGCUAACUGCAGCGACAAAUACUUUCCAUUUCCUGUGAUUGCUUCACAAUAAAAGCCACCCUGAACUGGA
Perca flavescens (yellow perch) is the source of this 2995-nucleotide messenger RNA. RefSeq names its product nectin cell adhesion molecule 3a (gene nectin3a). NCBI's taxonomy places the organism in Eukaryota, Metazoa, Chordata, Actinopteri, Perciformes, Percidae. Gene Ontology annotation, biological process: homophilic cell-cell adhesion; heterophilic cell-cell adhesion. The coding region runs from base 203 to 1897 and encodes 564 amino acids. Gene Ontology annotation, cellular component: adherens junction; apical junction complex. The record is from RefSeq and is a predicted model, not a curated record. The transcript is spliced from 7 exons.